CUUUUUUUUUUGUUUGAUUUAAUUUCUAAACUAGGUCUACAAAGAAUAAUCUAUGAGUAAGGGUGUUACCUACUUUGGAGAAGAACGUUCACCUCCUACUCCGGCAACGCGGCCCUUUGCUCCGGCGAUGCAAGCCUAAUACCAGAUCUUGUCCACCGAGGAGAGUUUUGAGAAAAGGAGACAAUGGAGGAGAAAUAGAGGAAGGAGGGUGGUGAAAAGCCUCAUGAUCGGGGCUUCUUGUAGCCUCCGAUCGCUGAGGGAGGUGGACGGUUGUAACCGUCCACCACCAGGCGUUACAAACGCCUGUACCAUGGUGUAAUGGCCCUCUUCCAUUUCCCUUGGAAUGGGGCGGUUAUCACACGAUUAACAUACAAUUGUAGAAGUUUAAUGAAUCUGGCAUUAUUUAUAGUUUACACAAAUAGCACAACAUUUGAGCAAUAAGAUCCCCAAAAUCCCAAACCAUGGCCCCAAACCGCUAACAUCCAAACGGGCAAACCGCAAGGGAUUCGAAAGAGCACAUAUCCUGCCGCUAAAAAUUGUUCAGGAAGCCAAAAAAAAAUAUAAAGUUCAUCUCAGAAACAUAAAACAAGGGGAGAGACGAAUAUUUUAUAUCAGCUGUAAAAAUGCAAACGAUGGAGACAAUAGAGGUAAAUACUGGGAAAGAGGGUUCCUUCCUCCACCAAGAAAGUAAAAAAAAAAUAAAAGGAUAAGGAAGACAGUAGAGGGAGAGAGGAGACUUUUGAGGGUGCUUUCGUCCGUGGAGCUUGUGGACGGCUCAAGAUCGAAGAGGGAUGGAGACAGAUGGAGACACCACCACGGCAGCGAAGUCGAGGCAACCACGGCUUCAAUCUCAUAGAAGGAUAGGAGGGAAGAUGCUGGCAACGACGGCGGGGGAGAAGCCUGUCCGAUAGACGGCGCCGGCGGCAACCGUAGAAGUAAGGGAUGGCAGCGACGGCCGGCCGGAGAACGAACAUUCAAAUCAGCCCAUCCCGGCCCAAAAUCUGGCGGGCCUGGGUCUAAUCUGGGCCCGUAAUCAAUCUAAUGAGACUGUGAGACAGGACCUAUCUUUUUAUGGUCGUGGAAGCAUUUUCUAUAUUUGUCACUAUCAUUAAUGGACUCAUUAUGUGGUCCCAUCUGAGUUUCUCCCUACAAAUCUCGCGCGUCAUCCAUGACCUAACGUUGAGUGCUUGACGAAGGCAAUAGGUUUGGAUUUUCAUCGUAAUGUGCUUCGAGAUUGUUGACUAAUCACUCGGGGGGGCUGUUAUUGAGGCGCUUAAUUGUGGCCGUUGUGAUUUCACAACACGAUGUUGACCUUCGUUAAGAUAAUUAAUCAAUAGAAAGAUAUGAGUGGCAAGGAAAAACAACAAGAGAAAUGGUAUGAAAAAUGAACCACAAGACAAGAACCAAGGCCAACUUCCCCCCUUCGUGACAUUAUCACCUCUUUUUCCUGCACCGGUCUUCGUUGCCAUUAUGACUUGUCCAAAUUGGCCUCCACCUCUCUUGUUAUCUAUCACCUCUUCGUUCUUCUGAUCUUCUGUUACCUGUCCAAUUUCGUCUAUCACAUGAAAUUUGGAAGAUUUCCAAUUUCUUAUACCAUCAAAGGAAUCACCAUGCAUCUCGGCUCGGCUCGUCAUUAGCCUGUUUCUUUUCCUCUCAAAAGGGCUGGCUAAUGCUAUUGACCUUUAAUUUGCAAGGAAAGAAGAAUGACAGUAGCUAAGGAGGCUAGAAAGCUCUCCUCUUCCUUAGUGGUACUCUCUCUACUAUCUGUACUGCUGCCACCAACGUUCACAUGUUCUUCUCUUGUGUCAGCUCUGAACACCAUCACCCAUCUUCCGGGAUUUCAUGGAACCCUGCCCUUCUAUUUGGAAACCGGAUACGUGACGGUGGAUGAAGUGAAUGAUGCGCAGCUUUUCUACUACUUCAUAAAGUCCGAGAGGAAGCCGGAGGAGGAUCCUCUAAUGGUGUGGCUGCCAGGAGGCCCGGGCUGCUCGGCGUUUUCAGGUUUGGUUUUUGAGAUUGGCCCUCUAAAAUUUGACGUUGCCGGGUACACUGAUGGCCUGCCAACCUUGGUCUACAACCCACAUACUUGGACUAAGGUAUGCAGCAUCAUCUUUCUCGAUUCGCCGGUCGGGACUGGAUUCUCCUAUUCGAGUGCGGGGAAAAGCUACGAGACAGGGGACACCAAAGCGGCCCGGCAAGUCCACACUUUCCUUAGAAAGUGGUUUAUUGAUCACCCAGAGUUCCUCUCCAAUCCACUCUAUGUCGGUGGAGAUUCGUAUUCUGGUAUUGUUGUGCCGGUUGUUGCUCAAGAAAUAGCAAAAGGUGAUCAAGAUGGAGAUAAACUUUCUUACAAUCUCAAGGGUUAUCUGGUUGGCAACCCGAUAACAGAUGAGAAGUUUGAUAAAGGAGCGUUUGUCCCAUAUGCGCAUGGGAUGGCAAUUAUAUCUGACGAACUUUAUGAGUCAACCAAGAAAAGUUGUGGAGGAGAAUAUACUAGUCCUAGAAAUGAACAAUGUGCAAACUAUCUGCAGUCUGUAAUUGAGUGUAUUGAGGGAAUAAACUUAUUCCAAAUUUUGGAGCCAGUGUGCUUUGACGUCGUGAGCUUAAAGCCCAGCAUGGUUGCAGCAUAUAGCAGGAGAUUGCUUAAAGAGGAUAUUGAAAAGUUUCCUUUGUUAAAAUCUGACCUUCCUUUGGAGUGUAGAAGUUCUGCAUACUUGCUUUCCUACUUCUGGACAGACAAUGAUACUGUUAGAGAGGCUCUCAAUAUUCGUAAGGGGACAGUGCAACAUUGGCAGAGAUGCAACCAUGACCUACUUUAUACAUACGAUAUCCCAAGUUCUAUAAAGUUUCAUCUGAAUCUGACAAGCAGAGGUUACCGAGCGUUGGUAUACAGUGGUGAUCACGACAUGGGUGUAUCUUUUGUGGGCACGCAAGGAUGGAUUAGAUCUCUCAACUUCUCCAUCGUGGAUGACUGGCGGCCAUGGUCUGUAGAUGGGCAAGUCGCAGGGUUCACGAGGACUUACUCAAAUAACCUGACUUUUGCAACUGUGAAGGGUGCGGGACACACAGCUCCAGAAUACCGGCCAAAAGAGUGCUUGGCUAUGCUUCAAAGGUGGAUUUCUGGCGCCCCUCUGUAACAUGAUUAUCCUCCAUAAUUAACCCCAAAAUCAGCAGUAGCCUGAUUAUAAUCUGCGGGCUUGGGGUCAACUGAUUUUCUAUGGGACAAAAAGUACUUAUAAGGAGUCCCAGAAUUGGAAAGAAGAGCUACCAAGAUUCCAGAGUAAUUCAUCUUCAAAAUUGUGAACCCUUAUGCAUACACCAGCUUCGUUGCAUCUUGAUUGUUUUUCCAAGGAAAGACUGCCAGUAGAAUGGGCAGAAUAGAAGAUUGCCAUUAUCCAACUAUUCAUUAUAAAAAUAAAAAAGCGUCCACUUCUUGGACUA
Molecule: messenger RNA, 3441 nt
Organism: Phoenix dactylifera (date palm)
Lineage: Eukaryota; Viridiplantae; Streptophyta; Magnoliopsida; Arecales; Arecaceae
Source: RefSeq, a predicted model, not a curated record